UCCGGAGUGGAUAUUUGCACAAUACUUGCUUUUAAUGACUCUUCAGGUUCAAUUAAACAAUAAAAAUAUGAGGAGUUUGUUAUAUUGAGAAGAAUACACUGAACAAAAAAAUGAUUUGGCAAGAAAGGCAAAUUUCAGCAUAUAAUUAAAUAUAAGUUGUAUAUUUAUAUAUGGUUCUCUGUUUUCGAUCACAGCAGCAAUUCUCCUGGGCACUGACUGGGCAACUUUGCACAUGUGUCGUGCUUCUUUCCAAUCCUCCUAGUUCUUCCCAAAGUUGAGCUUCAUUUGAAGACCUGCAUGACUUAUCACAAUCCAGGUUUAGAAUUUCCCCUAAGGUUUCAAUGGCUUUAAGGUCAGGGGACUGAGAAGGCCAUUUGAAGACUUCAAAAUGCUGAGCAUGAUCACUUUCAUUGUGUACAACUUUGUUGCAUGCGUGGUAUGUGUGGGAUCAUUAUUAUCAUGUUGGAAAAUACACAUUUUCUCUCCAAACAGAUCCUCCAUACUUGGCUACAUUGUGUUCAGCAGGAUUCCCAAGUAUUGGUCCAUUUUUUAAGUGCCAGCUACUCUUCCAACACCUGCUGCAGACAUGUGUCCCCAAUACUAUUAUUAUGUUUCCCCUACCAUAUUUAAUGGCGCCAUGCAUGCAUUUGGUAGUAAAACACUCCAGCCAUCUCCUAUGAUCAUAACUGACAUCAUCCAAUGUUAAAUUUUGACUUGUUGCACUGCAAAACACAGCUCCAAUCUUUCACACUUCAGUCCUUAUUUUCUUUGGCAAAUGCAAGUGUUUUUUUUUUUUGUUUUUUUUUUUUUUUUGCAGCAGAUAAAACUACACUGUAAAAAAAUAUUGUUGGAUUAACUUAAAAAAGUAAGUAAUCUGGUUGCCUUAAAAAUUUGAGUUCAGUGAAAUUAAAAAUUUGAGUUAAUACAAUGAAGGAGAUAACAAAUCAGGAAAAUAAUACAGUGUAAUAAAUGGCUUUACUGGUGCUUCUCAAGUUCUCAAUCCAGCCUCAUCUAGCCAUUGGCAUACAGUUCAAGAUGAAAUCGGAGGUUGGAGGUCUCAUCCAGGUCUUUAGAAGCUGUUUUGAGGUGGUCCCACAUUCAGGACAGGUGAUUUUCAUCCUUCGGUUAAAAUGCCCAAUAUCCUCCUUGGUUGCAAAGCUCCUUCCAUCUGGCCAUUUUACUAAAAGCACACAAAACAACAUCUAAUAAUAUAGCUAAUACCUGACCCACAGUGUUUUUUUUUUAAUUAUAUGCUGGGAAUAAUGAAUUGAAAGCUUUGUAGGCUAUGACCCUUUGGCCAAAAAUAACGACCGCACAACGUGGAACCUGUACAUUAGUUUUACACCUCAGGCACAACUUCACAACAUGUAUACACAAUAUUAAAUAAAUAGUUAAUAAAAAGUUUGAAUUAAGUGGGAAGAAGUUCAUUUUCCUUGGUCAGAUAUCACUUUUGUCCACUAGCCUACUGUAGGCUAGGUGCUAGGAGUCGGCGUGAUCGCGUGAUCAGUGUUGUGGCUGUUCGUUGCCAUGGAUACAGCGCAACAAUCGGCGAGCAUCACAGGACACCGAUGAAAGUGAAACCCGUCCAUUACUCGGAAGAUGGGAGAAACUGAUAUCAGAAAUUAUGAGUUAUCCCAACUGCAAGCAGAAGUCGAGCAAGAGAGAGAGGUCAAUAACUUUGUAAAUCGUUUAAAGGGACAUGUUACAGGAUUCGGUGUCUGACCUGAGGAGCACACUGGUUGAUUUGGAGAAGAGGCUCCACAGUGUAGAUGGAGAAGAGAACGAGUGGAGGACCAGAUAUGAGACACAGCUGGAGUUGAACGAGCAGCUGGAGAAACAAAUCAGUGUCGUUCGAGAGAGACUCGAGACCCUCCGCGGUGAUCCCGCAGAUCGACUGGCUUCUAUUCGCUCUUAUGACGAAAUGUCCGAGGAUGCUCUCAGACAGAGACUGAAAUUGCUUUCUGCUGAGAAGCGCGGCCUUCAAUCCCAGCUGAUGGAUUUUCAAAUGAGAAUUGUGCAGGAAGGAAAGGCUUACCAGAAAGUCUACGAAGAGAGGCGGGCAUAUCUUACAGAGAUUGCAAAGCUGUCCUCAACAGUGGAUAUGAGCAGAAAGCAGCAGAUGGUUCUAGCCCGGAGGACAGCACUGGGUCCAGACAAAACAGGCCAGGAGGGUAUGAAGCAACAAUCAAAUAUGAUGAAGGGUUCUGUCAAAAAAACAUCUUCAAGAAGCAGACUCCCUCGAUUAAAACAUUAAUGCAGUGCAUGAGUACAUCAAUUAUUGUUUGAUUAUUUUUGCAAAAGUGUCCUUUUUUUCACUUUUUAUUCUUUAAGAACAGUACAAUUAAGCAUUAUUUUGAUUGGGCCACUCUGAAUUUAUGCUCACUAUAAACACUUUUAAAUACAUUUUUGAAUAGUUUCUUGACCUAUUUUUCUAUGGGUUUUGUGAGCUAAUUUCAUUUCAAGGUAGUUUCUUUAAUUAAAUGUAUUGUCAUAUCGGAUGUUAAUUCUGUUAUGAAAUACUUUUCAUUGCAUUCUGAAGAGUCAAGGUUAAGACAGUGUAGCUAUCUUAUAUAAUUUGGCCAUUUCAGUAUACACCUACAUAAUUACAUUUAAGACACUAAUUGCUGUCGU
Molecule: messenger RNA, 2631 nt
Organism: Ctenopharyngodon idella (grass carp)
Lineage: Eukaryota; Metazoa; Chordata; Actinopteri; Cypriniformes; Xenocyprididae
Gene: ccdc169
Product: coiled-coil domain containing 169
Exons: 8
Coding region: 1700-2254 (184 amino acids)
Source: RefSeq, a predicted model, not a curated record